GAUCGUCUCACAGCGACGAUUUGUACAGCCAGCGAUUGCGAGCUAGAGUUGUCGGUCCUUUGACGGAGUUGCCGGUCCUUGUGCAGAGUUGUCGUUUAUAGUUCGUUUCAUGGUUGGAGAUUCUCAUUGACUGACGUUAUAUUGAUACGUUUAUUAUAGACGAGCAGAAUAUUAGUUUAUUUCUCCAAACAAAACGUGACCAAAAUCUAAUAAAAUAUAGCACUUGUCUACAAAUUCUCAACUAAUCGAACUCCCCCUGACACUGAGGAUUGUUGGGUAUAAUCACAUCGCUGAUCUACUUUCUCAGACGACGCAGAACUUUGUAUUUUGAGCCAAAGGGAACAUAUAUAGACGAGACCAUUCUACGGCAGAAUUAAACAUGGACGGUUCAAGAGUAGCAGGGGACAUUACUCGAAUCUACAGACUGCUCUCUGCACACGAGUUACCGGCCAUCGUCUAUCGGCACGUAACUAGAAUAAUUUUGUAGAGUAACGCUACAGGGCCGGGCAUCACCAUCGCAUGAAGAUACCCCAUCGUAAGGGCAUCGGCAACUCAAAAAAUACACACCAUCUUCAUCACUACACACUAUUUGUAUUUUUAUUUUCAAAAGUUAGCUGACACCAGAGUACUAUGAUUUGCUAUGCGUAUCUGAGGCGACUCGUGUGUCGGAAGCUGCUCACGGUCCUGCUCUUCUCCUACAUCGGCGUCAUCCUGCUCUUCCUGCUCCGGGUCGACGUCACGGAGCCCAAGCCGGAGUCGGACCUGUCUCUCUUUCCCCUGGCAUCGUCCCCGGGCCUGAGUCCACGAGCUGACGUCUCGCAGAGAGAAGCAAACCGCACAUCUGUGACUAGACUCGCCUUCUCGGAAACGCCCGGCCAAACUCGUCAAAUCCACUCAAGCGUGUCGCCACCGACAACGCAACUUCCGGAAAAAUAUUUCCAAUCCCCGUCACCUAUAUCCGAACCGGAUUCGGAUCUAAAAAUAUCCGACGUCGAUUCCGGCGAUUUCGUCGCCAUCGCGAAACAAGUGUACGUCUAUUCCGCGUUCAUGGACGACCGAAAAGAGAAACGCUUCAUCAGGAUUCUGACGUUAACUUCACAGAAUUUCGCCGUCACCUACAACAUCUACUGCUACUUCAACGACUCCAUUUCCGCACCCCCGGUAAAAGCCGUGUUCUACCAGCUGUGCGAAAACCACGCUCGGAUGUUCGGCGGUUAUUUCUACUCCUGCCCCGUCCCUGACUCACUGGAAACAAAUUCCGAGGGUCUAAACUACAUAGUCAUCUCCGCCUCCAAACACGGACCCCGCAUCAAACUAAACGUUCUACAAAUUCAACCACCGAAAUACAAAAUUCCUUUUCUAGACGCUUACCCACAAGAAAAGGAUUCUCCGCUCUCUAGUCAAAUAUUAAAUGUUAAUCUUAAUGUGCCUUCUGAUAAACAAACACCUCCAACUACAACUGGUCCAUCUAACACAGAAUUCCAACCAUCUUUCGCCAUAUGCGUUUCGCCUCUUUUCGGCAACGUCAACCCAUACCGGUUGAUAGAAUUUAUAGAACUCUCCAGACUUUUAGGAGCGGAACAUUUUUACUUCUACAACCACAGCUUACCCGAGCCCGUCUCCAGGGUGCUGAGGUUCUACAGCAACAGAAAGAUCGCCACGGUCCUACCCUGGCGCCUCCCCUCCAUCGUCCCGGGCGCGGGGAUCUGGUACAACGGCCAACUCCUGGCCAACAACGACUGUCUGUACCGGGCCAUGCCCAAACACGACCUGGUGUCUUUCAACGACAUUGACGAGUUCGUCGUCCCACAUUCAAACUUCACCACCUGGGGUGACGCCUUCAGGGGCCUGCUCACCCACGACAGGUGUGGUCUCUCGUUCCAGAGCGCGUUCUACGACCUGGGGCUGCGGAGUCUGGACGAGGACAAUCUGCUCACGCCUAUACUGAUUGCACGCUCGAAGGAAUACAGUAAGGUGAGAACCAAGGUCAUCCUCUGCCCCUGGCGUGUGUUCGAGGUGGGCAUCCACCACAUCAGCAAGCAGAACCGGGAGCUGUGGCGCUCCCACAGCGUCGACCCCGCCUACGCCUACGUCCACCACUACCGCCAGUGCGCCGCCGACUACGGCAUGAACUGCAAGCACUGGGAUAAGGACACGACCGUAGGUGAACGGUACCUACGGUCGCUGACCACCAACUUUGUCAGUGCCGUCAAGCAAAUUUUCAGCCUCCUGGAUAGGCCUCAGUGGAUUCAAAGACUAGACCAACGCGGAUUGUAA
Molecule: messenger RNA, 2277 nt
Organism: Physella acuta
Lineage: Eukaryota; Metazoa; Mollusca; Gastropoda; Physidae
Product: beta-1,4-galactosyltransferase galt-1
Cellular component (GO): cytoplasm
Molecular function (GO): glycosyltransferase activity
Source: RefSeq, a predicted model, not a curated record